This is a messenger RNA of Micropterus dolomieu (smallmouth bass), 2276 nucleotides long. Its product is annotated as proline-serine-threonine phosphatase-interacting protein 1-like. Bases 103 to 1365 code for a protein of 420 amino acids. Gene Ontology annotation, molecular function: actin filament binding. Lineage: Eukaryota; Metazoa; Chordata; Actinopteri; Centrarchiformes; Centrarchidae. The record is from RefSeq and is a predicted model, not a curated record. The transcript has 15 exons. Gene Ontology annotation, cellular component: actin filament; plasma membrane; cytoplasm. Gene Ontology annotation, biological process: actin filament polymerization.
GUUUACUUGGCUAAGUAUCCCACGACCUUCAACAACUUCAUUCAAAUUGUUUGGUGAGAGAAGUUUAUACUGAGAGUUCAGUUCAAGGAAGUAACAACUGAGAUGGCACCUUUGAUGUUUAAAGAUGCUUUCUGGGGGUCUGAAUUCACUUCUCAUGCCGGGUAUGAUGCUAUGAUCCAAAGGUUACGAGAUGGAAGGCAAAUGUGCAAGGAUAUGGAGGAGCUUUUAAAGAUGAGGGCACUAGCAGAGGAAAAGUAUGGGAAGGAACUGGUGACUAUUGCUCACAAAGCUGGAGGACACACAGAAAUCAGCACCUUGAGAGCAUCCUUUGAACAAUUAAAAGCACAAAUCGAGAACAUUGGGAACUUUCACAUCCAACUCUCUGAUAUAUUGAAAGAGGAGGUGAAAAAGAUUGAGACAUUCAGAGAACGGCAGAAAGGGCAGAGGAAGAAGUUUGAAAGCAUCAUGGAGAAAGUUCAGAAGAAAAAGGUUUCUUUGUACAAGAAGACCAUGGAGUCUAAGAAAAACUACGAGCUGAGAUGCAGGGAGGCAGAUGACGCAGAACAGGGGGCUGAGAAGACAAUUGCUACAUCCAAAAACUCAGACAAGGUUCGUCACAGGGCCAAACAAUGCAGACAGGCGGCCAAUGAAGCAGAGAAGCUGUACUUUACCAACAUUGUUCAGCUGGAAAGGGUUCGCCAGGACUGGGAGGAAACACACAAAAGCACGUGUGAGGUGUUCCAGCAGCUGGAGGGAGAUCGCAUCAGCAUGCUCAGGUGUGCUCUCUGGGACCACUGCAAUAAUUUCUCCAUGCAGUGUAUCAAAGAUGAUGAGUUUUACGAGGAGGUGAGGAAGCUACUGGAACAGUGUGACAUCACAACAGACAACAACCAUUUCAUAGAGAUGAAAGGCACGGGAUCGAGGCCUCCAGAGCCCAUAUUGUUUGAGAGCUACUACCAGACAGAGGCGUCCAUGGACAGCAAUGGCCAAGCUCAUUUCGCAGGGGGAGGACAAGACAUGAUGAUCAGGUGCUCUGAUCACCUUCUGGCAAGUUCUAUGAACAUAAGUGCAGACAGUCUUCAAAACUCUUCAUCACCACUGACAUCUACUGAUGAGUCUGAAAUUUCAGAUGGAGGAUAUACACCCAUAACAGGCCUUCAGUGUGCGGCACCAUUGGCCACAGUUUCAGCUGAUGAAGACCAUUAUAUUGUACUUUAUGAAUACACUGCACAGGAAGGGGAUGAAUUGUCUAUCAGUAGAGGGGACAUGAUCCGAGUGUUGGAGCGAGGAGAAGAUGGCUGGUGGACAGCGGAGAGGAAUGGGCUGACUGGACUGGUGCCAGGAAACUAUCUGGGCAAAAUCUGAAUACACACCCACGUGCGCAUGCACGCGCACACACACACACACUUAAACAAGAAAAUACAGACAAAUAACAACAUCACACAUUAAAACUUGGAUAUGCUUAAAAAUACAGGCAAGUACACAUCAUGUGUCAAACUUGCAAAAAACACACACACAUACACACACAUUCCUGGACUGACAUCCAGAACUUGUAGAUUUUCUGAACCUGAAUUGAACCUGAACCUGAGCAAUUUAUAAGUCUUUAUCAGGUACCCCUUCCAUAUUUACAGUUAGACCUUUCAGAAAGCUUUCUGAAUUGAUUGGUGGGAUUCUUAUUUAUUAUUUAUUGAGGAAUGAAAGACCAUUUGGUUUCUGUGUUUGAAUGGAAUGUUUCAGUGGCAUCCAAUGACAUUUACCCUGUCAAUGCCAUUAUUUCAACAGGAGUCUGAAGACCAAACAAAACCUUUUUUUCCAGUUGCUAAUAGUAGAACUAGUAUUAUACUAGUGCAAGCUAGGCUCUGUAUGAUUAUCAGACUGGCUGUUGAAUGGAUUUAUUUCCAACUGAUAAGAUAAGUUCUGGCACUGUACUGUAUUUCAUGUGAUAAAUCAUGAAUUACCAUUAGAUAAAAUCAGGAGCAUGCAGUUAUAAGUUAUAUGCUAUGUGUCUAAAUCAAAGUGCAACUGUGUAUAAGGAUGAUCCAACAGUUGACUUGGGAUAAGCUGCAGUUUGGUCUUGUCUCUCAGGUUUUAAUUUUUAAUUUCUUUGUUGUGUUUUUGUAUGUUAUGUGAGCUGUGGGAGAUAGAGGGUUACAACAUGUACAAUAUGUAAGUAUGUUAGGUGUCCAUAAGCUAUUUUGUGUGACCUCUAGGUAUAUCAUGUUUAUUUCCAUGUACAACCAUGUGGAUGAAAUGGCAAUUAAACAGUCAAGUUGAAA